Messenger RNA from Pygocentrus nattereri (red-bellied piranha), 1030 nucleotides. RefSeq lists its product as uncharacterized. Gene Ontology annotation, cellular component: endoplasmic reticulum. The record is from RefSeq and is a predicted model, not a curated record. Gene Ontology annotation, biological process: sterol biosynthetic process. Gene Ontology annotation, molecular function: sterol 24-C-methyltransferase activity. NCBI's taxonomy places the organism in Eukaryota, Metazoa, Chordata, Actinopteri, Characiformes, Serrasalmidae. The coding region runs from base 174 to 803 and encodes 209 amino acids. The transcript has 4 exons.
ACCGCCUCUUCUGGUCAGACGAGAAUCUGGUUUCCUGCCUAAGUGACCAAACUCAGAUGGUCAGCGCUCAUUAGUUGGUAGAAAGUUAGAUUAAGAAGGAUCAUUGGGACGUUUAUUACUGAUCUCUUCCAAUAUCUUCCUCGUUGACCCCUACUCCAAUCCUGUCCUGUAGUAUGCUGCUCCGGUUCGGUCAGCAGCUCGCUCGGCCCACUCAGUCCGUCUCCGGCUGGCUGGUGAGCAAGUUCUUCAAACUCCACAACCACCUGCUGGAGGAGAACGCGGUGAAGCUCUGCGACCUGCAGCCUGAUGAGACGGUGCUGGAGCUCGGACACGGGCCGGGGCUCGGCCUGCAGCACGCGCUCCACAGGCUGACCGGGCCGCAGGGGAGGCUGCUGGGGGUGGAUUACUCUGAGUAUAUGCACCGUAUGGCCUCAGAGCUGAUGAAGGAGCAGAUCUCUACUAGUAAAGUGAAGUUGUUCCUCGGUGAUGUUGCAAAGAUGCCCAUAGAUGAUAACAUUGUGGAUAAAGUAUUCCACUGCAACUGCUACUACUUCUGGCCUGAUCUGAAGAGAGGAGCCGCAGAGAUACACCGUGUCAUGAAACCAGACGGGCUGAUGGUGACAACCCUCCGGCAGGACCGAGUGGCUUUACUCGUGUCUAAGAAGAUGCUGCCUGCAGAGAACUGGCGUCCAGAGGCAUAUAUGGAGGCUCUGGAGAGUGCUGGGUUCAUAAACGUCAGCAUGGAGAACAGAAAACACAAACUGAUUCAGUAUGAAGCAAUUUACGCCACUGCUGCCAAAUAAAACCCUCAGAGCUUCAGCUACAGAGUCAGCCCUUUGAUCUGAUAGGACACACCCACAACUUAAAUCUGAUUAGCUGCACCCAGAUGAGCAGUUUUGAUCAUUAAAAGGUUUUAGAGAAAGUUUGUAAAUUAGAGAGUCUUAGAUUCUUUGUUUCUGUAGCUCCUUCAGCACUUCUGUCUCUCCCUGUCUAUCAGUACUGCUCGCUAUAAAUUGGGCUUUCAUUUUCA